This is a messenger RNA of Sphaerulina musiva SO2202, 3481 nucleotides long. Its product is annotated as 4-hydroxyphenylpyruvate dioxygenase. Gene Ontology annotation, biological process: L-tyrosine catabolic process. Bases 1904 to 3466 code for a protein of 520 amino acids. The transcript has 3 exons. Lineage: Eukaryota; Fungi; Ascomycota; Dothideomycetes; Mycosphaerellales; Mycosphaerellaceae. Gene Ontology annotation, molecular function: 4-hydroxyphenylpyruvate dioxygenase activity. The record is from RefSeq and is a predicted model, not a curated record.
CGAGAAUGCUGGAACAACGACUCCUGAAGCUCUCGAUGGGCAGGGUGACGCCUCUCGUAGGCUUCCAGUCGGGGGUGCGCUCUGCACUCACACCCGCACACCCUACUGUCGUUCAACUACGCUGCCGCAACGCCUCCUCCUCCACCACCUCCUCCUCCCUCCCCAAGGAUGCCGCGUCCUCCUCACGCCGACGAGCUGUAACCAUUGUCAACGACACGGGCGCUGUUCCUUGGAAAGAGCUCUCUUUGGGCGAGAAGGCCGCCCGCACCACGCAGCAAUCCUUCAACCUGGGCAUCGUCUUACUCGGCGUGGGACUCACUGGCGCCGUAGCUACCGUCCUCUGGCUCGAAGUCUUCUCCACGGACAGCAAGACCGCCUACUUCAACCGCGCUGCCGACCGAAUACGCGCCGAUGCACAGUGCAGGAAACUGUUGACGGGCGAUGAGAGGGCGAGCAAGAGAGACAUCGAAGCACAUGGCGAGCCGAGCUGGAGUCGAUGGGCGAGGAAUCGGGUCAUUGCCAGUCGGCUGGAAACUGAUCGGGCUGGCGUGGAGCAUUUGCACAUGCAUUUCUACGUCUCAGGGAAGCAAGCAAAUGGCACAGUGCAACUGCACAUGUCGAGACGACCGGGCGAAGACUUCCAAUACCAGCUGCUCGCACUGGACGUACCGGGAGAACAGAGAGUCUACUUGGAGAACGCCAGUGCGCUGCAGCAAGCAAAGGCCGGCAAACUCUUUGGCAUCAACUGGAACAGGUAGUAGCAGCUCGUACGGUCAGCUGUCUGUGAACAUGUUCCAUCUCACCAUGCUCGAACAAGGCAAUCUCAAGAGGUGGGAGGGAAAGCUGGACAUGGUUCAGAUGAGGUGAUGUCUGCAUCCAUCAAGAAUGCCUUCUAUCGGGACUUCAUGUGCGGGACUAUGAGGAUCUCUACCAAAACGCGUCCAUCUCCUUGCGCAUGGCCUCCUUCACAAUGCUGCCACACAGCUUCGCGUGCGGAUUGGUAUGCACAGCCAAUGCUUUGGCUACCUCAUUCCCAUAUAGGCCGCCCAGGUAGAAUGCUCGGGACGCUUCUUCUUCGAAUCGGGCAUGGCACCAUUUCAUGCCAUCGAUCUCGACUACAUCGACCUUAUGUUCGGACUCCAGGUCUUUUGCAGCUGCGUAGUAGAGAGCGCCUAGCUGGGUGUAUGCCUGAGCGAGCAACCUUCCUUGGGCUGGCGAUACCGCAUCUUGUUGUCCUGCUGGCAAUGUCGAAGCUAUACAUGCGUGGAGAUCUGCCAAGCCUUCUGCGCCUUGCUGUGCGUAGAGCGGAGACUUGGGCUGCACGAGGGUAUUCCUGUCACCGAACAUCCACCUCCUCAUCUGUGCUCUGUUGUUCUUCGCAGAAGCAUACUCGGGAUGCUCCGCGAUCAAAGCAUCCAGAGAAGUGCGAGCAGCUCGAUAUGCAGCAUCCUUGGCGGAUUCCUUUGCGUCAGGGAACCGAGCUUUGUUUCUUUCAAAGUCUUCGAUGAUGGAUAUCGCCUCCUUCUCACGACGUCGCAGCUGUCCGAGCAGCGUCGCGUCGCGAAUAUGGCGGUCUUCUGGCAAGCUCGGAUCGAUCAGCACUUCUGCUCGGGUUGGUGCACUCUCUGGAUCGAAGACUUGCGCCAAGACUGCGGAGUCGGCUCUGGAAAGCUGUGGAUUCAUGGCCAUGUUCACCUGGUUUCAAAAGGAUGCGGGGAUUGAUGGGGAGCACAGCGGUUGUGUGUGAUGCCAGCCCUCGAGGCGACAGAGUGCGCUUCGGAGCAUAAAAUAGGAGAUCAGCAAUGUCCAGACCCGACUGAGACCUUGGGAAGCCGAAGGGUGGAGCGCGGCUCAAAUUUAAGCCGCGUCUCUUGCGGUCGGUUUAAGGCAAAGCCGAAGUAAGAUGACCGGAAAGCGUAAGGAGUCCUGGGUCCGAGUCUACAAGUCUCCAAGUACAUGUACCGAGCAAGAGCACAUGAAAGUGUGGACUUGGGUACAUCUAGGCCAACAUCAACAAGACCUUCGCUGUCUGAACCUCCAUCUCUUGGACCACUUCCGUCUGCCAACCAACGCACUUUCCAUCACUCACAGCUCGAUCUGCUUGGACAACAAUUGCAUACCGCACACUCCGCGUAGCACGAGGUACUUCAAGAUGGCACCAGGCGCUCUCAUCGCUACGACCGCGAGUGGCCGGACGUCACCGCUGUACGGGACAGACACUGCUGCACAGGCACCACCGGGACAGGUCGAGUACAGGGGCUAUGAUCAUGUUACAUGGUGGGUCAGCAAUGCCAAGCAAGUUGCUCAGUUUUAUAUCACGCGGAUGGGUUUCCAGCCAGUAGCGUACAAAGGUCUCGAGACGGGAUCCCGCUUUAUUGCUUCGCAUGUCGUCCAGAACGGUGACAUUCGCUUCGUCUUCACAUCACCCGUCCGCUCUUCCUCGCGACAGACGGUAAAGAAGGCGCUCCCCGAAGAUCAAGCCCUUCUGGACGAAAUGCAUGAUCAUCUCGACAAACACGGCGACGCCGUAAAAGACGUCGCUUUCGAAGUCGACGACGUCAACGCCGUCUACCAGAGUGCAAUAUCCAACGGCGCCACAUCCGUCUCACCGCCCCGUGUCGAAACCUCGGACAGUGAAGGCUCUGUUCUUCUCGCUUCCAUCCGAACAUACGGCGACACCACCCACACAUUCAUCCAACGAAGCACCUACACCGGCCCCUUCCUCCCCGGCUAUCGCCCCAUCACCCUCCCCGAACCCACCAACUCCUACCUCCCCCCAAUCCACCUCUCCGCCAUCGACCACUGCGUCGGCAACCAAGACUGGAACUCAAUGAACUCCGCCUGCGAAUUCUACGAACAAUGUCUCGGAUUCCACCGUUUCUGGUCCGUCGACGACAAAGAAAUUUGUACCGAAUAUUCCGCUCUCAACAGUAUCGUCAUGAGUUCUUCCAACGGCAUCGUCAAAAUGCCCAUUAAUGAACCUGCGGUGGGGAAGAAGAAGAGUCAAAUUGAAGAAUAUGUUGAUUUUUAUAAUGGUCCGGGUGUGCAACAUAUUGCUUUGAGGACGGGGAAUAUUAUUGAUGCGGUGACGAAUUUGCGGAAGCGAGGGGUGGAGUUUAUUUCUGUGCCUGAGAGUUAUUAUGAAGAUAUGUAUAGUCGGAUUAUUCAAGCGGGGGCGACGAUGACGACGGCGGCGACGACGACGAAGAAGAACAAGGAGUCUGGAGGAGGUGGAGGAGGAUUACAGAUUAAAGAAUCCUGGGAAAAGAUUCGAGAAUUGAAUAUUCUGAUUGAUUUUGAUGCAGGGGGAUAUUUGUUACAAUUGUUUACGAAACCUUUGAUGGAUCGACCGACGGUGUUUUUGGAAGUUAUUCAGAGGGAGAAUUUCGAUGGGUUUGGAGCGGGGAAUUUUAGGAGUUUGUUUGAGGCUAUUGAGAGGGAGCAGGAGGGGAGGGGGAAUUUAUGAUGAUUUUCUUUUUCC